AUGAGGGAUAAUCUCAUCAUUAACGGUAUCCCGGAAGUUCCCGAGGAAAACACCGAAAACGUAGUGAUAAAAUUCCUUAGUCGACAGAUGGAAAUAAUUCUCGACCCUUCCAAAUUCCAUCACGUUCACAGAUUUGGGCGCACUGGUACCGGAAGGCCGAGACCCAUAGUGGCCAAAUUUGUACUCUACAAAGACAAGGAGAGAAUACAAAAAUCCCAAAAGAAGCUUAAAGACACACCCUAUGGAAUCAGCGAUAUGUACCCUCGUGAAAUCAACGAAAGACGCAAAGAGUUAUACCCACAUUACAAGCGCGCCCGACAACAAGGGAUGAAAGCAGUGAUGAAUGGUGACAAGCUUUAUAUCAACAAUAAGUUAUUUGACCCACGUGAGCACGUAAACAACAACCACAUGGACACUGACCCCACAACCGGAAGGAAUCAUGGAGUCCCCAAUAGAGGUAGAAGAAUGAACUCUCAAUGUUAG
Messenger RNA from Ostrea edulis (European flat oyster), 483 nucleotides. RefSeq lists its product as uncharacterized. The transcript has a single exon. NCBI's taxonomy places the organism in Eukaryota, Metazoa, Mollusca, Bivalvia, Ostreida, Ostreidae. The record is from RefSeq and is a predicted model, not a curated record. Bases 1 to 483 code for a protein of 160 amino acids.